AUGUUAGUAUGUGCAUCUCAAUCUCUGUCACUUCUUUUCUUCACUGAUCGAGAGCGUGGAGCCAAUGCUGAUGUCGGUCUCAAAAUUUGUGACAAACCGCUGAACAAAUCUACAGAUCCAAGUGAAGUUCUACAAUCAAUGUCGAGGAAAGGUCACAGAGGGCCGAUAAUGGAGGGUUUGAUGGGCCCCACCAAGAUCCGGAAGAGGGGCUGCUCGUCCUCUUCAUCUUCGUCGUCGAGAGUCUACAAUUACAGACUGAACAAGCGGGCCAUAAUGGCGGGCAAGAAUCGGGCCGGGCUAGCGAUCGGGCUUGGAAGAUCUAGAUCCACUACCCCUGUGCCGACGUGGAGAACCACGCCUCUUAAGGCCGCCGUUGAGUCUCCCAGGUACUCUCAGAGCGGGAAAUCGACUCAGCCCGUCUCGGCCCGUAGGCUGGCGGCCACGCUGUGGGAGAUGAAUGAAGAUCUGACGCCGAAAACGAGCGAGAGUGGUCUGAGUGUUUUGAAGGGACUUCAGAAGAAAAGUGGGAGUAAAAUGGUUUUCAAGAGAGAGAAAAUGCAGUCCGGGUGGGGCUUGCAUUCGGGCUCGGGUGCAUUGCCUCCACAUUUGUCAGAUCCGUCUCACAGCCCGACUGCUUCUGAGAAAAUGGAUAGAUCAGGUACAGGCAGUCAUCGAAGAAGAUCACCAUCAAUUUCUCACCGCCUCAUGAUGGCUGAUCAAAAUGUUCGACCUAUUGACUCCAUUAGCAAUGCUAGUCUGAUGGAGAUCGAGACCCGUUCCCGGCCCCCAACAUCGACUAGCCGCCUGAAGGACGCAACCAAUGCCCUCACCACCUCCAAGGAGCUCCUCAAGAUCAUCAGCCGCAUGUGGGCCCGCGCAGGCCCACCAUCGUCCAGCGGGCCCCUCAUCUCUGCCCUCCACGCGGAGCUCGAGCGGGCCCGCCUCCAAGUCAACCACCUCAUCCAAGACCACCAGCAAAGGCCCGGCCCAAACGAGACCGACCACCUCAUCAACCUCUUAACAGAAGAAAAGGCCUCGCGGAAAAAAAGAGAGCAGCAAGCCGUCGAGGCCGUCGUGGCCGAGCUCGACGCCGAGCGGAAGCUCCGGCGGCGGCUCGAGAGCCUGAACAAGAAGCUCGGGAAGGAGCUCUCGGAAGUCAAAUCCUCCUUCUUGAAAGCGGUCAAGGAACUGGAAAACGAGAAACGGGCCCGGGAGAAAACCGACGAGGUGUGCGAUGAGCUGGCGAGGAACAUCGAGGAGGUCGAGAAGGAGCGGGAGAUGCUCGAGCUUGCCGACAAGCUGCGGGAGGAAAGGGUGCAGAUGAAGUUGACCGAGGCCAAGCACCAAUUCGAGGAGAAAAAUUCGGCUGUGAGCAAAUUGAGGAGACAGCUCGAAGUUUUCCUUCACACGAAAAGGGAUGAAAUUGUCGAGGAUGGGUCGGAGGUGAGCGAUAUCAACCGGGCCCACGUAAAUAAAGGGACUGAUAAGGUCAAAAAGGGUAGAAGCUCGAGGAGAGGCGUUAGUCUACAGAGGAGUGCGUCGGAUGGGGAGUUUCUUGAUAGGGAGCCGAAGAUGGAAAAACCGAGGAGUAGCUAUUUUGACGAAAGGCAGAGGUAUUCGGGGGUUUGUUCCAGGCUGGCGGAGGAAUCUUGGCCGUCGAGGGAUCCGUUUGGUGGUACGGUUGAGGAUGAAGAUGGUGUGGUUCAGACGAAAGGUUCGAAGUCGAGAGCAGGUGUUGUGAGGAGGUCUAAAUGGUGAUGAAGGUGAGGGGUUAUUAGAGGUUUAUUGUUGUGAAUGUUUAACAUCUUGUUGAUUUUUAUGAUCUCAUUCUAUGGCCCCCAGUUUGUUGUGUGCUAAUCUAUUUGGGAACUAAUUUGUUCUGUUCUUUAUAUCUUUCCUUUUUAAAAGUGGAAUUUUGAGUGAAAUUUGGCAGUUUGUUUGUAUAAAGUUUAUGAAGGGUUUUAGUGAAAUGGUUUGUUGUACAAAGAAAGAAUAUGGUGUGGUCAGAUUAGACAUGAAGUAAGCUUCACUCACUGUUAUGUUUGGUGUUAUUUAUUUUGUUUUGCCUUUUUAUUAAUUCUAUAGUAUGGGGCAUGGAGCAACCAUCCUUUGAUUUUGUUGAGGACAGAAUCUUUUGUUCCUCGUGUUUCAUUUUAUUGAAU
This is a messenger RNA of Striga asiatica, 2162 nucleotides long. The record is from the annotation of a GenBank genome assembly. Lineage: Eukaryota; Viridiplantae; Streptophyta; Magnoliopsida; Lamiales; Orobanchaceae.